AUGCAGAGUUUCAAUGGAACCUCUGUGGUUACCCACUUCAUUUUGGUGGGCUUCUCCAACCUGAAGGAGCUUCAGCUGCUGCUUUUUGUCCUCUUUCUCCUCCUGUACUUGACAAUCCUGGUGGCCAAUGCAACCAUAAUGGCAGUCAUCUGCUUCAGUCACACUCUGCACACACCCAUGUAUGGGUUCCUUUUUAUCCUUUCCUUUUCUGAGUCCUGUUACACCUUUGUCAUCAUCCCUCAGCUGCUGGUGCACCUGCUCUCAGCCACCAAGAUCAUAUCCUUCAUGGCCUGUGCUACACAACUCUUUUUCUUCCUUGGCUUUGCCUGUACCAACUGCUUCCUUAUUGCUGUAAUGGGCUAUGAUCGCUAUGUGGCAAUUUGCCACCCACUGCGUUACACACUCAUUAUGAGCAAGUCUCUGGGCUUGGGGUUGGUUUCUCUAUCAACAGUAACCGGCUUCUUAAUUGCUUUGGUGGCCACUAACCUCAUCUGUGAGAUGCCUUUCUGUGGCCCCAAUAGGGUCAACCACUAUUUCUGCGACAUGGCACCUGUCAUCAAGCUGGCCUGCACAGACACCCAUGUAAAGGAGCUAGUUCUCUUCAGCCUCAGCAUCCUGGUCAUCAUGGUGCCAUUUGUGCUAAUUCUCAUUUCCUAUGGCUUUAUUGGGAACACCAUCAUUAAGAUACCCUCAGCUGAAGGCAAAAGAAAAGCCUUUGCCACCUGUGCUUCUCACCUCACAGUGGUCUUUGUCCAUUAUGGCUGUGCCUCUAUUGUUUACCUCCGACCCAAAUCUAAGUCAGCGUCAGACAAGGAUCAGUUGGUGGCAGUGACAUACACUGUGGUCACUCCCCUACUUAACCCAUUGGUCUACAGUCUGAGGAACCAGGAGGUAAAGACUGCUCUAAGGAGACUUCUGAGAAUGCCUGUGGCUACCAAGGAGAAUUAA
Molecule: messenger RNA, 948 nt
Organism: Suncus etruscus (white-toothed pygmy shrew)
Lineage: Eukaryota; Metazoa; Chordata; Mammalia; Eulipotyphla; Soricidae
Product: olfactory receptor 10T2
Exons: 1
Coding region: 1-948 (315 amino acids)
Biological process (GO): G protein-coupled receptor signaling pathway
Cellular component (GO): membrane
Molecular function (GO): G protein-coupled receptor activity; olfactory receptor activity
Source: RefSeq, a predicted model, not a curated record